Molecule: messenger RNA, 3789 nt
Organism: Ornithodoros turicata
Lineage: Eukaryota; Metazoa; Arthropoda; Arachnida; Ixodida; Argasidae
Gene: tinc
Exons: 5
Coding region: 82-2133 (683 amino acids)
Source: RefSeq, a predicted model, not a curated record
GCGCCAAGCCAGCAGUGGACAGCGGAUGUCUCUGCUGCUUUCGGCAGAUUCUGCUUCCAGUUGUGGGCUGUGAGUUGAUGGAUGCGGAGUAGGAUAAUCUCAUCGCGGUGCUUCAGUUUCCUGCUCAGGCAUGUAAAAAAGAUGUGUCGCGAGCCCCGACUCAACUCCUUGAGCUCUGUCUGGUACUGCGUCCUGGUCAUGGCCUUGAGCAUCUACAUCGUGGCUGCAAGUGUGCACAGAUUCACAGGCUACAUGGCUUUACCAUGGCCGGAUCAACCUUACCUUGAGCUCAACGCUUACGUUGCCUGUAUUGGAGCUGCCGUCAUAUUGCUGCCUUUCUUUGUCGCGUCUGCUAUGCUUCAGGUGGGCAACAUGGCCAACGAUGGGGUCGUCCUGGACGGGGCGAGCGGAACGAGUCGACUGACAGCCCUCUGGAAGCACGGGGGACCCACGGCACCGACACUCCACUCGUGGUCUGCCUUCUGUCUCCUUCUGCCCAAGGUGCUGGUGCAUGCUAGGCUCAUACGACAUGGUCUCCUCAGGCAUAGUGACGCAUGGCGUACAGACCUAGAUAUGCUCCUCCCACACCGGGACCGAAUUGUCCUCCUCAGCUUUGUGUCUACCAUUAAUGAGACUGACCUAUGGGACAGAGAAGCAAGUGAGUCAACACGGCAGCUGGACGAUGGACCAGCCAUGUCAGCCGAAUUUAUCAAUUAUGCUCUCGCCCUCCUGGUCUACUCAAUACGUUACUCUGCUGUGUUCUGGAAGAACAACAAGUGCUUCUCACUUCUCUUUUCCUUUUACCUGCUGUUCACCACGGCUCACAAGCUGCUCACUUUCAUGGGAGUGUCCAUCCUGUACAAAGUGCACAUAGCCGGAGCUCGACAGGUGAUUCCAGGUUUUGGUCCGUUGUUCCUUGGGGUACCGUCGAUGCUUUUCCUCUACGCCUUGUAUACUGCUGUGCUCAGUUUAUCGGGUCCUGUGUUCUACUCGUACGGACUGCUUAAGUAUCAAGAAUGGAAAGCAAGAGCAGCAAUGCGUCACCACAUUGCCUGGAAAGGGGCACUUCCCAGAGGCCUUUGGGGACAUGGACCACACCUAUACGCCUUCUUUGUUUUAGGUCUACUUGUACUCUCUGGAGGACCACUAGUGUACGAUCUUGUUAAAGUCUACUGUGCAAGUUUAGAUGGCAUAGUCGUUGCCUGUGCUGCUGCUAUCGUUUCUCAUCUCUUGUUCUGGAUCAUCUUGUGGUUGGGACUUACGCUAAAGCCCAACUGGGACUUCUCGUCGGAAUGCUUCACCCAGCACCAUGAUGGGUUCUGUGUUCCGAAAUGUGCUGCGGACGCCCCACUCUUGGUUGUCGAUCGCAACAACACGUAUCAAGUGCAGGAAGCAUCAUCUAAGAAGGCCAUAUUGAGUUUGGCUACCAAGUUUGCUCAAAUAUCUAAGCUGCCACAUCCUUCUGAAGACCAAGACAUUUACUGGUUGAAGCCUCGACUUUCCACCAAAACAAUGUCAGAGAAGGAUGAUGGAAAGCCUCGGGGGUCUGGUCUCAAGCAUAAGGUGACCUUCCAAGACAAAGUGCAAAACUGGAGCAAGAAAUCACCAAAGUCAAUGAGUAAAUUGAAGAAGCAAGGCCGGUCAGACAAGCAUUCUGACGAUGGCGGAGACUAUGCUACAUUGCGAGAGAUGUCUGCAAUAAACGGCCAAACUAAGGUUGCCUCUUUCUACAAGAGCCUUUGCCCGCUUGGUGACACAAGUGCCCUUUUGCCAAAACAGCCCGACAAUAAUGAGUAUGAGAUGCUGCCUUCAACGACCUCAGACACAUCAACAAGCCCAGAAAAGGGCAGUGACUCAAGUGGCAUUCACUCAAGUGACUCCAUCAAGCGGGCAUCUAGUCUGGAACAGCUCAUCCAGGAAUCUCCCAAAGCGAUCCCCUGGAAGAGCAUGUCCCUCCAACGGACUCCGCAACAACUCCCACAACUGGUGAUCCGACGUGAUGCGGAUCCCUUCGGUCGCAGGACCAAUGUCCGCCUCACAUCUUUUACGGAUCAGCUCAAGCCUACCGUAUGCAUUGCUCCGUUAGAUACUCAACGGAGGGACUCUGCAAACUAUUCAUCUGGUGAAUCUUGAUGUCAUAGGGGCUUCCCCUAUGAUAUUACGUCCUAUCACAAUGUGGAUAUUGUCAUGUGUGCGUCAAUGGUCUCAAAUUGUUUCUGUCAAUGAUUGAUAUUUGCAGACGGUCAUCUUGCACUGCAUGGUAGAAAAAUGAAAUUGUUCUCACUUGUGCUAUCUAUCCAGUUGGCAUACAAGCUGUUCAACGAUGAAAUUGAUGACACAGUCUUGUUUCCUGCUUCAAUUUGAAAAGUCAAAUCAUGGUGGAGUACAUAAUAGGACAAUUUUUUAUUGAAAUCAACCGAGCCUUUUGAGUUAUUUCUAUGGACAAUACUAAUAUAGCAAGACUGCUUCUAGUGGGCAGAAACCAUUUCAAUAAUAUUACCAAUAGAAAUUUCCAUACAAGGCCAAGGUAGUAAGGCCAGAAUUUAACCAUCUUUUUUUGCAAUCUCACCACUUGAAUGUUGACAGAGCACAAGUCUUAUCGCAUUUACUCCGACUAUACGCAACAAUUACUACUACGCAUGGUCUGCAUUUGUAAUAUAUUCAUUUGCUUUUGUACAUACAAUGAUCGUAAGUUAUUUUUAUAAUAUAUAAUAUUAUAAGCUGGUUUCAUUAUAAAUAUAUAUGUAUUUCUCCCUGUGCUGGUUGUGAUGUGAGUUGUAUAGCACUAUGUAAAGCUCUCCCAGCUUCGCAUUAUACCUCCGUGUAGUCAGAGGGAACUCCCACAUGCCUGGAAACCUCUCUGUCAACUAAAUCUUCUCAGUUAUAUGAAACAAAUGUUCUCUAAUUGGGAAGCAUUAUAAAACUGUGUCACCUGGUAUUACGCAUUUAAAAAAAAAGUCCCUCGAGUUGUCGGUAUCAAAAAAUGCAUUUUAGUUCUUCAAUACUGUAAACAUAUUUUUAUUACUGAUGGAUUAAUUUUUGCAAAUUUUGCAACUGCUACACAAUGGCAAAAAAUUGUACAUGCAAAUAAAGAGGCAUACUAUUGACUAGAUACACACUGUCAGUUAAGUUGUCUAGAAGCAACAAAAAGUACUAGGGAUAUACCGGGUGUUUCAGUUAAACCGCCAGGCUAAAUAAUUCGCGAACUUUCUUUUUUCCAAGUAUCUGUCCGAUUUAGGCACGGGUGAGCUCAUUAGUCUUCCUGGUCCAUUAUUUCAGUUACAGAUAUGUCAUGUCACUUUUGAGACAGACGGGCAGCUUAACACUAAUCCCGCAAAAGGAAACUCCCCUAUAUAUGUACACGCAAAUAACUGAAUGCGCCAUUUGCAACAAUUAAUACAUCGCUAAUGAAAAUAGGUUUACAGCAUUCCAAUAAUUUUUGCCUAAUUUACAGCACUGGUUAAGCUCACUUCAGAUGCAAAUAAAUGCUACGAAAAAUACAAUUAACUGUCAAAUGUAAGACUGCUAAAAAAGCAUGUGAGCAGCUUGUUCACAUCACUAAAUCCAAAUUGCAAACAAUAAAUGGCAUUUCCAAAAUGUCAGUGUAUUUGGACAGUUUAUUUUGCUACAAGUUGAUCUCAGUUUUUGAGUAACCCUUGCAAUACCUGCAUGCUUACAAACAGGGUACAGGUGCAAUAUCAAGUGGGUGGUGUUUAUACUGUUUGUUGUCUCUUGUUGGAUACAGAUUGUCCCAGUUUACAAUAUGAAAAUAAAUCUUUCCAAAACGUC